Paramacrobiotus metropolitanus is the source of this 1736-nucleotide messenger RNA. Its product is annotated as gamma-aminobutyric acid type B receptor subunit 1-like. Gene Ontology annotation, cellular component: G protein-coupled receptor heterodimeric complex; membrane. Gene Ontology annotation, molecular function: G protein-coupled GABA receptor activity. The record is from RefSeq and is a predicted model, not a curated record. Bases 134 to 1300 code for a protein of 388 amino acids. Gene Ontology annotation, biological process: G protein-coupled receptor signaling pathway; gamma-aminobutyric acid signaling pathway. Lineage: Eukaryota; Metazoa; Tardigrada; Eutardigrada; Parachela; Macrobiotidae. The transcript is spliced from 7 exons.
CAAAGCGUAAGGCAUAUUCCCCUUUACGGGAAAAAGUGGCUGGACCGGAGGAAUUGGAUGUUUUCCCGCCGUCCAGUUAGCGCUAGAACAUGUUAAUGACCACCCCCAUCUCCUUCCGGGAUACCAACUCACGAUGCGUUAUAAUGACAGCGAGUGCGAUCCGGAAAAAGGAAUGGCGAUUUUUAGCGACCUGAUAUAUAAUAAGCCACAGAAAAUAAUGGUACUGGGUCCAGGUUGUUCUGCCGUCACGGAAACUGUGGCGGAAGCCGCAAAAAUGUGGAAUUUAGUUGUCAUGUCUUAUGGUUCCACCUCUCCUGCGCUUUCCGACAGACGAAAAUAUAAAACAUUUUUUCGAACGGUUCCUUCGGCAGGCUUCCACAAUCCCGCUUACAUUCGGCUACUUAAACAUUACGGUUGGCAAAAAAUUCAUAUUAUAUAUGAGGCGGAAAAAGGGUUCAAUUCGAUUGUGGGCAACCUGGAAAAAUUGUGCGAGCAGAAUGAAAUCGAGGUGGUCACCCGGCAGUCGUUUCUGUACGACCCCACGGAAGCGGUGAGAAAUUUGAAUCGGUCUGAUGGCGGAAUUAUUGUGGGUCUUUUCUAUGAGACAUCAGCACGACUCGUAUUUUGCGAAGCCUAUAAAAAUAACUUGUACGGCAACCGAUCUAUUUGGUUAAUUGACGGUUCGUUUGCGAACAAUUGGUUUAAAGUCGAUCCGGGGGUUACUUGCACAAAAGACGAGCUCCAAGAAGCUUUGGAGGGACACCUAACACUGGAACCGUUCAAUAAAAAUUCCCCCGGUGUGUCGACGAUUUCCGGACUAACAACAGAGCAGUUUUUCAAAGCGCUGGAACCUCGGAUGACCACAAGGUCACGGGAAAGAGCGAGCUACGCGGAAGCCACUCUGGCGUACGAUGCUGUCUGGGCUAUUGCACUAGCUCUGACCAAGUCCAUUCAAGUGCUAGCAGAAUUUGGAAAGCGACUGGAAGAUUUUACGUAUUCGGACGAAUUCACAUCACAGGUCAUUUAUAACGCAACUGAAAGAACGGAAUUCGAAGGAGUUUCAGGCCGUGUUUCAUUUACGUAUGAAGGUGAUCGAAUAGCGGAAACCCAAAUCGCACAGAUGCAAGAUGGCGAAUACAAAAUUCUUGGCUGUUACAACCCAAACACCGAUGAAAUUGGCUGGGAAGACGCGGUCUCUCUCAGGACAGGUGGAUUGAUGGGAAACCGCCAGGUCACACAAAGAGGCUUUCGUGAAACAGCAAUACAGUUUGGAAUUAACGGUUUGGAAUUGCCAGUUUGACUGCCAGUUUUGAUCAACUGCAUGUUCAAAUUCAUACGGAAAAAUUCAUACGGCCUAUCCCUUUAAAGCUGGGAUAUGUUUGCGUACAUGUUGCGAUCUUAUCAGUUCGUAUUUAAUCCGACGUAUGCAGCUGGCACUAUAACUUUAUAGUCUUCUACUAACCGUUUUUCAGUUUCAAACACUGAUUAUAUUUUGGUCACCUCAUUUAUACGUCAAGUCACCUUGUUGGUAUGCUGUUACUUUUGUUCAGAUAAUGCUUUGUGGUUUCGCGUUUCCUUAGGCUUUACAUAUCCAGUUCCUAUGAUCGCUUCUCAUGAUUAACGGUAUUAUUGUGAUGCAUCAUUUAAAAUAAUCUCCGCUCUUUUUUUCGCCUAAACUUGCUCGUUGAUGUCUUCGAACUGUUAGGCUUAUUCAGUAGUGUAUAUACGUACUUUGG